ACAAACUGCACUGCAUUGCAACUCGUGAAUAGAAUAGUAAAAUUUUCAAAGGAAAAUAAUAAAAAUUCCGCAUAUUUAUUUCGUUUCUGGUGACAAGAAUCGAGAAAGGGAUAUAUUUUAUACAUUUCUUGCCGCGACUGUCGUUGUGUAAGCUCUUUUAACAGUGCAUUUUCUCCCGCUUUGGUGUCUGGCGGCGGUUGUAUUUUGUAUUGUAUAAUAAUGGAAUAGAAAUGCUUUUGUGAAUGCAAUGAGAGACGAUAUUUCGCCACAGAAAGAUAACUUUGAUUAUUUCUGGUCUGGAUGAAUAUUAUGGAAUAAAGCGGCAUUAAUCCUUGGUUGUUCACUGUCGUUGUUAUGUGAUCAGUGAUCUCAGGGCGGCUUGUUCAUACAUGUAUAUUAUUUGGUGAUGAAUAUAGCAAACAACGAAGAGCCAGUAGUCAAAAGUGAAAACAUAGUAAAUAAUGAACGGUAUAUUGAAGUACCCAGAGGUUGGAAUCGAUGUUUGGAAAAUGGCAACAUAGUAUAUUUCAGUCCAACUCAGAUAUGCUUGAGAUCAAAGGAAGACAUUGCAAGAUACUUGAUCUCAGACAGGACUUGUAAAUGUGGAUUGGAUUGCCCUCUCUAUAUUGAUAAAGUUUUUGACUUUGAUGCAUCCUUACCAAGCCGUCACUUCAGGCUCUUAAAGUUGGAAAAUGAUCAUAAAACGUUGUGUAAAGAAACCAUCAAAGCAAGGUUUGCUACCCUUGCCCAGUCACAAACAGUUAUUAAGCCAGAAGUGAAUGUUGGCAAGCCUGUGGUGAUUAAGAGAAAGUCUGAAGUAUCUGUGCCGAAGAAGAAAAAUGAAGCAUCAAAAUCACCAUCAUUUGAUACACUUGUCAGUUUGGCAGAUGCAAAACCAAACCAAACUCUACAAGAAGAGGAACUGAAACCAAAGAAACCAAGAAAGCCUGUAUUGCAUCAGAAAAAAUCAAACUUAACAGUUACAUCAGUUAUACCUAUGCCUGUGACCACUGCUGCAAUGGUCCCAAAUUACCAAACAGUUCAUUCAAAUAUGUCACCGGUACUUCACAGUUCUUUCAUGAUUCCGAAAUCCCCAAGUGUCGAUGCUGUUCCAAUGGCACAACAACAACAACCCACUGUCUCAACUGGGGCUGUUUUUGGUGGUUCAGAUCAUCAAGUUCAUUCUCAAAAUGUUGGUUCUCUGUUGGCAUUUCCGUCAACACAAUUAAAUGCUUCAAGUUUUUUAGCUGCCCUGUCCUCGGCUCCCUCCACUAUUUCAGGGAGAACAACAUCCACACGUGCAGGUGAAGUUAGCUAUGUCCACCCCUUGCAUCCAUUUUCCACCAAGUCGACUGCAGAGCAAGCACAAUUUGGUCAAAAAAUUGCAGCUUUUCCAGGUGUUCCAAGCCAAUCAAAUAAUGUUGUGUAUUUAUCAAGUAGUGGUUUGCAUACCAUAGCCAACCAAAAUUCAAACGUUAAUUGGCCACAAGCUCCUGGUAUUCCGCUCUCCAGACUGCCUCAAGCCAGUCCAGAUAAAACUUCCCUGGAGAAACCUAAAGGAGGUUUUACAAUGAAAGUUCAGGAAAAUGCGCCAAAGCUGGUGUUUCCCUAUCCAAAUCAGGCACAAAAUCCAGCAACGAUGACUUCUAGCAGUGCAUCUCACGUCACAUCCAAAGCACAACUGAAACAUGAUUUACCACAAGUUGUACAGAAACAACUACCUGUUAAUACAACAGUCCCAGGUAGAUCUGAACCAGCAUUGCCAACGAAAGUGCAUCCAAUUGCUAUAUCCUCAAACUCGGAUAAGCCCAACAACAUCAGACCUCCAACCAACCCGGUGGAUCCGUUAAACCAACCACUUCAAUAUUGUGGCAUAAUAUUACAACCAGGUGUUGUACCAGGCGUACAGCUGGCCGGUGCAACCCCCCGGCCUAGUGCAGGCGCAUGUAAAAGUCAAGAACAAAAUCCCUAUAGUAAUCUGUACACAUUACAGGGAUUACCGUAUGGAAAUAAUGUUGCAAACCCCACAGUCCUCGGUGUGACACCCAACACUGUAAUACCAUAUUUCCUUGGUAUCACACAACCAGGUACACCAAAACCCAUUGUACCAGCAACCACGGCAACGACUACAACGAAAGAGUCUUCGCCAACCACUUACGCAGCUCCUGUGAGUACAUCCGCUAUUGCUGCUGCGUAUAGUGCCUUUGUUUCGAUAGCGCCCGCUUCAGUUACUACAUCGAGUUUUUCACAACAGUUGGUUAACCUAGUAAGUAACUAUAAUAAUCCAUAUUGGCAACAAUUAUUAACUCAAGGGGCGAGUUCAAACACGUUAGCGUAUCAGCUUAUGCAAAUCAGUCAGUAUGCAAGUACACGUCCUGGUUUGCCAAGUCAAAACACAAAAACAUUUAAUGGCAAAAACACGACUCCAUCUUAUGGCCAAACUAAAAUGACCGCGUCGACUUCUAAAUCUUCCGGAUCUAGUUCUCAGGAAAGUAAACCAAAAAUUGUUGCGAAGAAUACACCUAUACCAGUUCCUGUCACGACCAAUGCUGUAACAACAUCCGGUGUUGUUGCUGUUGGAAGUACGUCCAGUGUUGUUAUUACAAAUACGAUUGUGUCUACAGUUGAUGAAGGAGAAAGGAGAAAAGUAUCAGACUCUACUAGCAUGUCCAUGAUAAGCAAAUCCUGUACUUCGAGCACGGUUACUUCUUGCAGUGCGACAGUUGCUUCAACAAAGGACAACAAUAUGAAACAGGAACAUACGUCCACCACUACUACCACUGAGAUAAGCACUCCGAUGAAUUCUAGUUCAAUGGAAAAAGAUGAUUUUAAUAGUGUCGAGUCUAGUUCAACACAUGAGACCUCAGCUGAGAAAACUGCUCGCACAGAUACAGAGACUGGUAGCAAUGAAAGUUUAACGGAAAAUUGUGUUUUUACCAAUAGUGAAAAAGAUAUUUGUACAAAGGACAAGUCUGCAGAGGAAAUAGAAUGCGCAAGCAGCGAGACAAAUGCUGCAGCAAAUGACAAUUCACUGCAGAAUAAUGAGAAAGAUGAUCUCAAAAAUGACACAUCAGAAGAGAAAGAAGGUUCCUCUGCAAGCGAGAUAGUUGUUUCGACACCUGACGAUUCAGUGGAGAAAAUGGAUUGUGUUAGUAACGAGGCAGUUAAGUUAACGAAUAACGAUUCAGCAGAAAAAUGCGAGAUAGUUGAUAGUGAUAUGGCUGCUUCAAUACAUGACGAUUCUGCGGCAACGAAAGAAUGCACUAGUAACGAAGCAAUUGAAGAUAGCAACACAGAAGAAAAAAGUGAUUGCAUUACUAGCGAAGUGGAUGAUGGUAUGUCUUGUGAAAAUAAAGACAACCCGGUUAAUCCCGAUUUAAUUGAUACUAUCACUCAGAAUUCCGGUCAGGAAGUGUGUGGUGACAUGAAAAAAGAUAUUGUGACACCACCGAAUGAAUUGUCGGAAGUCAUUUCAACAGAUGAAAUCACAAACGAUAGUUUGAAUUCAGAGACGGAAGAAGUUAGUGUGACCAGCGUUACAGUUAGUAAAGACUCUAUCACGAUAGAAAGCGAACAGUUAAUUGACUCUAGUACAUCGGAGAGUCAAAGUAUUGUCACCGCUGAAGGUAAAUCAACAUCGGAGUGUGAAGUUGUGAAGUCUCCCGACGCUCAUACUGAAAGUUCAACUGUAAAAUCUGACUCAGAGAAUGUUAACAGCGAAUGUAAUAAUACUACAUUAGACUUAGAUAAUGAUACUAGCCAUGAAUGUUCAAAUCUUACCCUGGAAUCAAGUACGAAUGAGGAGAGACACGUCGAAGUCUCUGAAGUGGACAAAGAAAGCGAUUGUGAUGUUAAAACAGAGACACUUGGAAACAAUGAUAUUGGAGCGGACUUAGUUACGGAUACAAAUGUGAAGACAGGUGCACCUGAAGAUAGUGUGCCAAACGAACCAAAGAUGGAAACAGAAGAUGAAGCUUCAAGCAGUAUGUCGAAAAAACGGAAAUGUGAUGAAGAGUGCAAGGUCAUAAAUAAGAAGGAGAUAAAAAAGCAGGAUGUUCAGAAUUGCAAAACUGAGAGUGUGUUAAAUGAUGCUAAAAUCACUAAAGAAGUGAAUCAAGAGAUGGUAGCCUCAGAAGCUCCCGUGGAGUUUACGAUUGGUGAUAUAGUGUGGGCCCAAGCGAGAGGUUUACCAUCUUGGCCUGGUAAGAUUGUUCACGAACGUGAUGUGGGAAAUGGCAAAGCUGCUGCUGAUAUUGGAAAGAAAUGGGUUAUGUGGUUUGGAGAUCAUAAUUUUAGUCAAGUAGAAGUCGAGAAACUAAAGACGUUGACCGAUGGUUUGAAAACGUUGGAUGAUAAAGGCAAAAAAAGAAAAUAUAGAGGCAAGAGGACAAGGGUAGGAUUGGAGCAAGCGAUAAGCGAGGCUCUAGAGGAACUGGAUCAGCGAGAAAGACUAAGGUCUAGGCAAGGUCCUAAAGCGAAGAAACGAAGGUUAUAACAGUCUAUCUUGCAUCAUUGAAGGCAAGUGAUGUUUGCAGUAUGUCAAUAUUUAUUACUGCAGCAGGAUGGUGCUCUUCUAGCGUUCCCUUUCAUGCAUCAGUUAAUUCGCAUCAAAUCCAAUGUCAAUUGCCCUGACAAGAAAAGUUUUGUAAAAAUAUAGUAACGAAACGAGCAAGUGAGAAGUAUUAUUCAUAGACAAAUUAUCUGGCCAGCCAAUUAUUUGGUUGGGGCGGGGAGUUUUAAUGGUAGCCUGGGGAGAAGAAUGGAUUUCACUGAUGCAUUAUUUAUAGGAAUAGGAACAAGAUGUCCAUGCAGUAUAAAUGUAUUAUUAUUAUGUUCUUCUUCUGAUGAUAGCACUAACUGUAAAUAGUUUUGAGCAGAAUCAUGUAAUAAAAUAUGAUGAAUUUCUGUUAACUAUGGAGCUUUCAGUGAAGAGGCAUUCGUUGUGCAUCCUGGACUGCAUUUUUGUAAAUCUGCGCCAAAGAAAACAUAUGUCCAUUUUCGAUCAUCUUUUCGAAUCUGAAUGCCAAUUUUCCUUUUAUAAAGUACGUAAAAAUUACAUGCAAUUGACUGCUAGCGAGGCAGAUGUUUUGAACUGUGUUCGCCAAUUUCUGGCGGAGCGAUGUAAAUGUUUGAGAUAUUCAAACAAUUUCUAUAGCAAUAGACCUUUCCCCUUUUAGCUUCCUAGCGCGCAAUGCGUGACGGUAGUUGUUUAUCAAGCAACUUUGAGUUGCGAUAUCGCUCUGCUUCGAGGCGAUUUUGUUUGUAAGACCUUCCCGAUUCUUUUGCGUCUUUAAACUAAAUCGCUCCUGAACAUGGCGAAAUCACAACUCAAAUUGACCUUGAUAAUCAACUACCGUCACGCUUUGCGCGCUUGAAAGCUAAAAGGGGAAAGAUCUAUUGUAAAAGCGAACUCUCGUUUUUUUUCUUUUUGUUGUGACAUAUUGAAGAUAAAAAAAUAGGUCGUAUUCUCGCCCGCCGUUGCGGUACCGGUAUGGUCGCAGUACUAGACUUUAGUAUUAAAUAUAUCAUUAUUCCUUUAUCUGUUGGCAUGGACAUAUUUCGUGGGUUUGUAGUGUCUAUAAUACUAAAUAAAUUAUAAGCUGUAAAUUAUAGCCGAGUUACCUGUUUUGUAUAUAUAGGCUAAAUAAAAUGUAGACCAAGCAUAA
This is a messenger RNA of Dendronephthya gigantea, 5666 nucleotides long. RefSeq names its product methyl-CpG-binding domain protein 5-like. The transcript has 8 exons. The record is from RefSeq and is a predicted model, not a curated record. Gene Ontology annotation, cellular component: chromocenter; nucleus. The coding region runs from base 407 to 4495 and encodes 1362 amino acids. Lineage: Eukaryota; Metazoa; Cnidaria; Anthozoa; Malacalcyonacea; Nephtheidae. Gene Ontology annotation, molecular function: DNA binding; chromatin binding.